UGCGUAAUAACAGCGCGACGCCUCUCGCGAGGCAAUUCACAUUUUAUAGCGAGCGCGCUGUGCGACAAACUUUCCUUUAAAAUUGUUUCGAAGCGAAACAUGUUUGCGAAGCGACCGGUUACCUUGCUGGGCACCAUGGCCUUUGGAGGCCGUGCGGACGCCGAGCAGAGUCUGGAGAUGGCCAAGAUCUUUCUGGACCGCGGACACAAACAGCUCGACACUGCACAUAUGUACAUGGACGGAAAGUCAGAGGCCAUCAUAGGGGGCAUGAACCUCCCCAAAACAGUCAGCAUUGCCACCAAGGCAAACCCGUGGGACGGCAAAACUUUGAAACCGGAAAGUGUGCGCUCUCAACUGGAAACCUCUCUGAAGCGACUGCGGACCGACUACGUGGACCUCUUCUACCUGCACGCCCCCGAUCACGUCAAUCCAAUCGCGGACACGCUCCGGGCUUGCGACGAGCUCCACAAAGAGGGGAAAUUCAAGGAGUUUGGACUGUCCAAUUAUGCAUCCUGGGAAGUGUCUGAAAUCGUGUGUCUGUGCAGGCAGCAUAACUGGAUUGUUCCCACAGUGUAUCAGGGGAUGUACAAUGCAACAACCAGACAAGUUGAGACGGAGUUGCUGCCAUGCUUGAGGUACUUUGGGAUAAAGUUCUACGCGUACAACCCUCUCGCAGGUGGCCUUUUAACUGGCAAAUAUCACUAUGAAGACAAAGACACAUCUCAGCCUGCAGGAAGAUUUUUUGGGAACAAUUGGGCUGCAGCGUACAGAGACAGGUACUGGAAGCAGAGUCACUUCCAAGCUCUAGAAGUGGUCCAAAAGGCCUUGGAGGGGGCAUACGGCCCGACGCCGCCUACUCUCUUGUCUGCCGCCAUGCGUUGGAUCUACCACCACUCCCAACUCAAGGGGGACCUCGGCGACGGCGUCAUCAUCGGCAUGUCCACAGCGGAGCAGCUCAGACAGAAUCUGGCUGCCGCGGAGGAAGGUCCUCUGGAUGAGAGGGUGGUGAAGGCUUUCGGGGACGCUUGGAACCUGGUGGCUCACGAGUGUCCCAACUAUUUCCGAUAGAUGACGCAGAAUGAAAAGCUGGGGAUGAUGGGCUCUCGGGGAGGGGGGAUAAAUAUGGAAUGACCUUUGGAGGACUUCAUAAAGGUUCCAACUCCUACCUUGAUCAAACCUAAUUUGAACACACAUUUUACUCCCUUCUCCCUUUAAUUCUCAUUUUGUUGUAAGAUCAAUUGUACAGCACACAGUCUAUUUUUCUAAAAUGUAU
Messenger RNA from Hippocampus zosterae (dwarf seahorse), 1273 nucleotides. It is a transcript of the gene akr7a3, whose product is annotated as aldo-keto reductase family 7, member A3 (aflatoxin aldehyde reductase). The coding region runs from base 100 to 1068 and encodes 322 amino acids. The transcript has 7 exons. The record is from RefSeq and is a predicted model, not a curated record. NCBI's taxonomy places the organism in Eukaryota, Metazoa, Chordata, Actinopteri, Syngnathiformes, Syngnathidae. Gene Ontology annotation, molecular function: oxidoreductase activity.